Messenger RNA from Poecilia latipinna (sailfin molly), 1613 nucleotides. It is a transcript of the gene slc25a17l, whose product is annotated as solute carrier family 25 member 17-like. Gene Ontology annotation, biological process: transport. Gene Ontology annotation, molecular function: FMN transmembrane transporter activity; ADP transmembrane transporter activity; AMP transmembrane transporter activity. The coding region runs from base 217 to 1248 and encodes 343 amino acids. Lineage: Eukaryota; Metazoa; Chordata; Actinopteri; Cyprinodontiformes; Poeciliidae. The transcript is spliced from 8 exons. The record is from RefSeq and is a predicted model, not a curated record. Gene Ontology annotation, cellular component: peroxisomal membrane.
UCUGUCCAUUGGAUCUACGGUCCAGCACUGUCUUCACUCCUUUCUCGUCCCUAUUUCCACCUUUCGCAACAACAUCAUGCAGUUAUAGCAGUAAGAACUAUCCGCUCCCACCGCGCCAGAACCAGGCCGACGCCCGUCUGUCCUCUCCGGGUCUCUUCCGGGCUACAUCGCCCGGCUUUUUAAUUGUUGAGCUCUCACCGGUAACAUCCUGCAGAGAUGUCCCACAAUGGUGGCUCUGUUGUCGGCCUCCUGUCCUACGAGACGCUGGUCCACGCGGUGGCAGGUGCUAUGGGGAGUGUGACAGCCAUGACAGUCUUCUUCCCUUUGGAUACAGCUAAAAGCAGAUUACAAGUGGAUGACAAAAGAAAAGCCCAGUCCACGCCUGUCAUUUUGGCUGAAAUUGCGAAAGAAGAGGGCUUUUUGGCUCUGUACAGAGGCUGGUUUCCAGUUAUCUCCAGCCUUUGCUGCUCCAACUUUGUCUACUUCUACACUUUCAAUGCUCUGAAGAAGGUGGCUGCAUCUGGACCGGGCAAGCCCAGACCCGGUAAAGACCUGCUGAUGGGGAUGGUAGCAGGUGUGGUGAACGUGAUCCUGACUACUCCCAUGUGGGUCGUCAACACCAGGCUGAAGCUGCAGGGAGUGAGGUUCAGAAACGAAGACCUCCACCAAACCCAUUACAGAGGCAUAUUCGGUGUGUAUUCCAAUUCCACACCCCCUCAGACGUGCUUUUUAUGUGACACCGAGCCGUCCAACAUUUCGGCUUUCCUUCUCGUAGAUGCUUUCUCGCAGAUCAUCGCCAACGAGGGAGUGGGAACGCUGUGGAACGGCACCCUGCCCUCUCUGAUUCUCGUCCUCAACCCGGCUGUGCAGUUCAUGAUUUAUGAAGCCAUGAAGAGGAAGGCGGGCAAGGGCGGCCAAAAGAUAUCCUCAGCAAAGAUCUUUCUCAUCGGAGCAAUCGCCAAGGCAAUCGCUACCACAGCAACGUACCCACUCCAAACCAUCCAGGCCAUCCUGAGGUUCGGUCAGUAUAGAGGCGACGGCCAAGGGGGCCUGAUGGGGAGCGUCUCCAAUAUUUUCUUCCUGUUCAUGGACCGGAUCAAGAAGCACGGCUUUCUUGGGUUGUACAAAGGCUUGGAGGCCAAGCUGCUGCAGACGGUGCUGACGGCCGCCCUGAUGUUUGUGGUUUAUGAGAAGAUCACAGCCGCUACCUUCAGACUCAUGGGCCUGAGUGAAAAGCUGAAGCACUGAGAGGUUCUGCUUGAAUGGACAGAUUUAAUCGGUGCCCGCUACUGAUUUCUAUUAACACUCGGAUGUGUGUUUAUUGUCUUACCUAACUGGAGUUGGACUUGACUGACUUCUGGGCAUUCAUAACAUAUUUAUCCAAACCACUGAUGGCGUUCUAACGCACAAUGGCGUCUGGGCUUUAACUUUAUGACAACUUCCAUCUAUGCAGAUUUUUUUUAUUUAUUUUGCUUCCACAGUAGAGCCUUCCUAAACAGCUGCUAUAUUACGGUUUUGUAAUAGUUAAUACAAGGGAGCAUUAACUAAAUAAAGGCAAGUAUUAGAUACAUAUUUAACGAAAAAAGAAAAUCUAAUACUGUUUACAAGCCUUC